AAAGGUGUUUGACAAACGAAUGUUUUGGCGCGCAAUAUAGUCCCUUCUAUGGUAGAUUUUCCCCAUGUUUUACUGCAUCAUUUGACUCCCCAUUUUCAUCCCCAACAUGAAUACUGUCCAGGCAUUCAUCCAGCGUCAAAUGGGCAUAGCCCUCACCCGCAACUACGAUGUGGCCCUCAGUCGAUUAUGUGUCCACGUAAGUGAUAAUUGGCGAGGAUUAUCGGCGUAUAUCACCGAUGGGGAAUAUGCACUAAUUUCCCCAAUUUAUUCAGCAAAAUUUGCAAAUACUGCAAAUGCUGAGCAUUUACUGGCGCUCGCCAAUGAAGAUGGGAAGAUUGCAAUCCACGAUACAGACAAAGUGCCAUUCAGCGAAGAAGCUGGUCAUCAAUUGUCCGGCUACCAAUGCCACAAUAAUGCUGUGUGUGACAUUGCCUGGAUGCCAGGUGAAAUGAAGCUAAUAUCAGCAUCCAGUGACAGCAAAACCUGCCUCUGGGACGUCAGUCAGAGUGAAUUUGUUCACAUUCGCACCUUUUCCGGUCACUCCCGGAGCGUAAAGACUGUUGCCUUCCGACAGGAAGAUUCAUCCGUUUUCGCAACUGGUGGCAGAGAUGGGGCCAUCCUCAUCUGGGACACACGAGCCUCACCCAGUGUCGAUCACAUUCCCCGGGCUGACAAUUGCAUCUUCAGCGGACACGCUGAGUACUGCGAGAAUCGACAGAAGAAGUCACAUUUUGUGGCAAAUGCAUGCAAGAGUAGCAUCACAGGAUUGGGCUUCCAGGAUGAGAAUACUCUCAUCUCAUGCGGUGCUGGAGAUGGGAUCGUCAAGGUUUGGGAUUUGCGAAGGAACUACACUGCCUUUAAGAGAGAACCACUGCCAAAAUAUAGUCUUCCCUACAGAGGCACCUCUACGUUUAAGGGAUUCACGAAUCUCGCAAUCGAUCCCAAACGUUUCCGACUGUAUGUUAGUUGCAUGGACAAUACAAUCUACUGCUACAACAUUUCUUCGUACGACCGAGAGCCACUGCAGAGGUACAUUGGAUUCAAGAACAGCAGCUACUACAUUCGUGCCUGCCUCAGCCCAGACGGUCAGUAUCUCCUGAGUGGGAGCAGCGAUGAGAAAGCCUACGUGUGGAAUGUGGACAGUCCACGUCCUGUGGCUACCCUUUCGGGAGAUGAGAGCUACUCCUCAUCGCAGGAAGUGGAAGUGAGUUGUGUUGCAUGGAGUCGAUCGAAAGACAUGAGAUUGGUCACCUGCAGCGAUGAUGCGAGACACAAAAUCUGGCGAUUCGGACCCUCAGAGAUGGACAGUUCGACCAAGAUGUACUACAGAGGAUGGGCUCAUCUCAAUCCAGACUACGGGAAGAGGGUGAAGAAGAAUGUCAAGGGAACACCGAAGACGUGGUGGAGCAAUGGAGACUGCACGCCCAGUUCGAGCGGAAGGAUCGCUCAGAAGAGAACUUUUGCCGAAUUGGACGAUGAUUUCGGUGAGGGGCGAUUUGGCGAUGCCAAAAGACCCUACAUUGAACCCCGAGGUCGACGACUCUUCCCAGCUACGUUGCCAACUCAUGCGGAAACUGAACUGAAAUCUCCCGUUAAGAGCCCUACAAAAUCCUCUCCAUUGUCUGAAAGAGUCAAUGUUAUGACAUCUCCGGAAAGUCCAUCAACAUCCCAUGUGGCUGUUCCUCUAUUCUCACCAACUUCCAACCUGCCAAACUACGUCAUGGACGGCGAAGCGCCCCAUUUACGCAUCAUCUCGCCCAAGAGGAAGCUGAAAGAGAACGUGGACUGGCUGACGAAGAUCCGAAAGCAGAAACUCCAGCAAGUAGCAUCUUCCCUGACACUCAGCUGCGACACCGGAGGAAACUCCUCACGACCUUCCUCCCCAGCACCCAUGUCACCCCGAGUCCAAUCCCUGAGAGACGGAGAGUCAACAUCACCCCAAACUGGAACCCCCCGAAGACGUACUUCACGCUCAAGUUCAACAUCAGACCGUCCUAAGACACCAAAUAGCACAAGGCAUGCCUCUGAAUCAAUUCUGAGAUUCCUCACUCCCACCACUUCCUCAUCAUCUGCCAGCCACAAAUAAUCUCACGCAUGGAAUCCCAGGAAUACCGAAGCAAAAAGUAAAACUCACAAAAUUUGCCUCAUUUGUAUUUUGUUAAUACAAUUUUUAGGGUAUUUUAUUUAGAGAAAAAUACGGUAUAAUAAUAAAAAAAAAGCUGGAGGAGAGAGUUGAGAAAAUUU
Messenger RNA from Phlebotomus papatasi, 2244 nucleotides. It is a transcript of the gene l(2)dtl, whose product is annotated as protein lethal(2)denticleless. The record is from RefSeq and is a predicted model, not a curated record. Gene Ontology annotation, cellular component: nucleus. The transcript has 4 exons. The coding region runs from base 107 to 2086 and encodes 659 amino acids. Gene Ontology annotation, molecular function: protein binding; protein-macromolecule adaptor activity. Gene Ontology annotation, biological process: proteasome-mediated ubiquitin-dependent protein catabolic process; mitotic G2 DNA damage checkpoint signaling. Lineage: Eukaryota; Metazoa; Arthropoda; Insecta; Diptera; Psychodidae.